Messenger RNA from Sorex fumeus (smoky shrew), 619 nucleotides. RefSeq names its product mediator complex subunit 21 (gene MED21). Gene Ontology annotation, cellular component: mediator complex. Gene Ontology annotation, molecular function: transcription coregulator activity. The transcript has 4 exons. NCBI's taxonomy places the organism in Eukaryota, Metazoa, Chordata, Mammalia, Eulipotyphla, Soricidae. The coding region runs from base 22 to 456 and encodes 144 amino acids. The record is from RefSeq and is a predicted model, not a curated record. Gene Ontology annotation, biological process: regulation of transcription by RNA polymerase II.
GGGUCGGGGCGGCUCGCGACCAUGGCGGACCGGCUCACGCAGCUGCAGGACGCGGUGAACUCGCUCGCGGAUCAGUUCUGUAACGCCAUCGGCGUCUUGCAGCAGUGCGGGCCACCGGCCUCUUUCAGCAACAUCCAGACGGCAAUCAACAAAGACCAGCCCGCGAAUCCCACGGAAGAGUACGCCCAGCUUUUCGCGGCUCUCAUCGCCCGAACAGCCAAAGACAUCGAUGUCCUGAUAGACUCUCUGCCCAGCGAAGAGUCCACGGCCGCCCUGCAGGCCGCCAGCCUGUACAAGCUGGAGGAGGAGAACCACGAGGCGGCCACGUGCCAGGAGGAUGCCGUGUACCGCGGGGACCUGCUGCUUGAGAAGAUCCAGGGUGCGCUGGCCGACAUCGCCCAGUCCCAGCUGAGGACGCGCAGCGGCGCCCACAACCCGCCCCUCGCCGAGUCCUAGUGCCCGGGGUGCCCGCGUGACAAUAUCCACCAUCUGCUCCGUCCCAGUGUCUGGCGUCACUCUGGAUGCAGAAGCCGGGGAGGCUGCGUGAGCGUCCCCGACUCUCGCCUCCUUUUCCUCACUGGAUGGACUUCCUGAGACAGAGACUGUGCAGAGGGGCGUG